Molecule: messenger RNA, 2269 nt
Organism: Parathielavia appendiculata
Lineage: Eukaryota; Fungi; Ascomycota; Sordariomycetes; Sordariales; Chaetomiaceae
Product: GMC oxidoreductase
Exons: 4
Coding region: 199-1965 (588 amino acids)
Molecular function (GO): oxidoreductase activity, acting on CH-OH group of donors; flavin adenine dinucleotide binding
Source: RefSeq, a predicted model, not a curated record
CAGCAGUACUUGCAGUAACCUCAACGUCGUCAGCAGAGGCAGCCUCUCUAGCAGUUCUUCAACCUCUUCAGAAAGCCUUAAUUCCAGCUCAUCACCUAUAGGAAAUCAGUUCCUUACACUUCAAGCACCUACAGCCUUACCUAAAAGCGCAAAAUCGCCCAAUUUCGCCCACCACAGUCAGCAAGAGCUAUUUCAACCAUGGCCACCGCAGUCGAGAACACAACCGAGUUCGACUUCAUUGUCGUGGGCGACUUACCUUACACUACUUACUUAGGUGGUACUGCUGGCUGUGUCGUAGCUGGCCGCCUCGCCGAAAACCCCAACGUCAAAAUCCUGGUCAUUGAAGCCGGCAUCAGCAACCCCGGCGACGUCGACGCCAUCACGACGCCUGCUCGCGCCUUUGAGCUGCGCGACAGCAAGUAUGACUGGGCUUACAAGACGACCAUGAUCGACCGCCCGGAAUACACCCGCAUCGAGAAGCCGAACACGCGCGGCAAGACGCUCGGUGGAAGCAGCUGCCUCAACUACUAUACCUGGAUUCCCGGUAGCGCCGCCACGUUUGACGACUGGGCCGAGUUCGGCGGCGACGAGUGGACGUGGGAGAAGUGCCGCGAGUACCUGUACAAGCCGGCUACCUACCACGACGACCAUAAGCUCUUCUCCCCCGAGCUCAAGUACAUCGGCCAGGACGGACCCCUCCCAAUCUCCCACUCGGACCUGAUCCCCGAGGUGGCCGGCUUCCGUAACGCGCUGACCAGCGCCUGGCUGAGCAAGGGCGAGCAGCUGACGGACGACGUGCACAACGGCACGAUGCGCGGUCUGUGGAAGUGCCUCAACAGCAUCUACAACGGCAAGCGGUCCUCGUCGUGGAUGUAUCUGGUCGGCAAGCCCAACGUCGCGGUCAUGUCCAAGACCAACUCCAAGCGCCUCGUCAUCGAGAACGGCAAAGCCAUCGGCGUGGAAGUCAUCGGACCCGACGGCAACGAUUACUCCUUCACCGCCAAGCACGAAGUCAUCGUCUCAAGCGGCGUCUUCGAGUCCCCCAAGCUGCUCAUGCUCUCCGGCAUCGGCCCCAAAUCCGCCCUCACCCAGUACGGCAUCACCGCCGUCGUCGACUCCCCCCACGUCGGCCAGAACCUCCUCGACCACCCGAUCCUCCCGCACGUCUUUCGCAUCAAGGACGGUCACGGGCUCGACAACCACCUCCUGCGCGCGGGCCUCGAAAAGGACGCCGCCACGUCGGCCUACCGCUGGAAGAACAAGGGGCCCCUGACAAGCGGCCUGCUCGAAUUGGUCGGCCUGCCGCGCAUCGACGACCGCCUGAACAAGAUCCCCGAGUACGUCGUGGCCAAGGCGGCCAACGGCGGGCUCGACCCCUUCGGCCCGGCCGGCCAGCCGCAUUUCGAGAUUGACUUUGUACCCAUGUUCUCGGACGCGUUCCAGUGGCAUAUCCCGGCGCCGGCGCGGGGGGAGUACCUGACGGUUAUUGUCGACCUGCUGCGGCCGCUGUCCAAGACGGGCACAGUUACGCUUAACUCGGCGGAUCCGCUGGAGCAGCCCAAGGUGAAUCUCAAUUUCUUUGCGGACGACCUGGAUAUUGUCGCUAUGCGCGAGGGUGUCCGCUGGGUGGAUGACUUGCUCAUGACGGGCGAGGGGAUGAGAGAGAUUAUUGGGGAGGACUACCCCUGGCCUAUGCCGCGCCACUCGGAUGAGGCGAUGAACAAGAUGAUUUUGGAGCGGUCACAGACUGGGUUCCACCCGUGCGGUAGCUUGCGCAUGGGCAAGGACAUCAAUCAGGGCGCGGUGGACAGCAAGCUGCGCGUCUAUGGCGUCGAGAAGCUGCGCGUCAUCGAUGCCUCGGUGAUUCCUGUCAUCCCGGAUUGCCGCAUCCAGAACUCGGUGUACAUGAUCGGUGAGAAAGGCGCCGACAUGAUCAAGGCAACGUAUCCGGAAUUGUAUGCCUGAUUGGCUCGGGCAUGGUUGCAGGGCCGGUGGUUUCAAGGUUUCAAGUAGCUCUCCCGAGGAUGUUUGUAUCGCCAUCUUGUUGCAUCCAUCGUUGGUCCUAUGGACAUGUAUUUAGUCCUGGCAUAGCAUCUCCUUAUUCCGUUAGACGUUAUGGACUCCUACCUUCAAGUCUCGCCCCGUUGAUAUUGAGGGUACCUUGACGAAUAUGGAUGUCAGAAAAAGCAACAAUACCGAAGCACUAUUGAGACCGAGUGACCGGUCCAGAUAGCGGCCGAAAGGAUUUGGGGUCUUGGACAGCAUCUGC